Fusarium vanettenii 77-13-4 is the source of this 1290-nucleotide messenger RNA. RefSeq lists its product as uncharacterized. NCBI's taxonomy places the organism in Eukaryota, Fungi, Ascomycota, Sordariomycetes, Hypocreales, Nectriaceae. The transcript is spliced from 2 exons. The record is from RefSeq and is a predicted model, not a curated record. The annotation marks the transcript as partial.
CCUCUCGGCGAUCUCAUUGAGAGCAUCACCAGAGAUGACCUGGAUGUCACUCAAUACGAGUCCGACCGUGCAGAGAUCUCAAAUACAACGCUCAUUGCGUCCUACAACUGGGUCAGCGCAUCAUCGCCAGAGAUCAUUGUCCCAGGUCAACCUCCCAGAUGGACGCCUCCCAGAGUCUCAAGACGACUCCCCUGGGACACCGGCGAAUAUUACCGUGACAUGAACGCUGCUUCAUACCCGAAGCACCCUUUGGAGCCAGCCAUUAUCUCGGUGAUGAAGAUGAAUCCCAAGCCCAUGCCCGUCAACAUUGUCGCUUGUGGCAGCACAAUCGGCAACCUCUUGCGCUUCGUUAGAGGCGUUGACCUGGACCGCCCAUUCCGCAUUCUUGUCGAACUCGUCGGCGAUACUGUACAUCUCAUCCGGCGAGAGAACUCUCCCAAAGAGCUGAUUCCAGGAGUCAGAGGUUAUGGCCAUACCUUUCCAGACGCAUACACCACUUGGGACCCUGCUGUCAGGCGAUCCACAUCCCAUCAGAGAAUCAUGGCGUACCGUUUUGGCGGUCUUGACAUGAUGGUCCGAUUCGAAGGUGAUGGCUUCAUCAAGGAGUCCAAAUCACAGCGACGACAAAGCCGUCCGUUUACAGUAGCAGCCGCCCUCGCUGACAUCAAGGGCCUAGCUCUCACCAAGCCUCUGCCAACUUUGACAUGCGAUCUCAAGGUCUCUGAAGAAGGUGAAACUGUCCCUCAAGAGGCCAUCUUUGACCUCAAGACUCGAUCAGUCGUGGCUAGAUCCAGGGACACUCUCGGUGAUCAGCUCCCACGCUUGUGGAUUUCUCAGGUCACGCAGUUUAUCCUUGCGUACCACGAGAAGGGUCAUUUUCAGAACGAAAACAUCGAGAUCAAGAAUGUCAGGGAUGACAUUGAUAAGUGGGAAGAGCUCAACCAGCCAUCGCUUAAGCGACUCGUGGCUCUACUCCACCUCAUCAUCGACCGCGCGCGUGCAUCCGGUGGCAAGAUUGAGCUGGUGUGGUCAACUGACGGUCCUCUCGAGAUUCGCAAGCAGCUGUCGGGCGCGGGCGAUGUCCUUUCUGCGUCUGUCAGAAAGGAAUGGGAGGCCUGGCUGGGCAAUGAGGACGUCAAGGGUUCAAGCUUGGAGAAGAGGGACUCGAAGCUUGACCUGACGGAUCCGACACGUUGGGAAGAGUUCCUGGCCACGCUUUCUGAUAGCGAUGGGGAGAUGAGUGAUUACACGGCAUGCGAUCAAGAGUGCGGAUAUUGCGGGAAGUGUAGG